ACUCUUUGGAGCGCACGAGCUCUCCAAACAGUUCCGAGCUCAUACGUUCGGAGCGCGCAGGGCUGGAAGGAGUCACGAAAAGUUGCAAAGCAGGGAGCCUAAACAAAGUCAGAGGCGGAGCACGUCAGGGAGCGAUUCAGACCCGGGAUGGUCCUCCAGUCGGGCUGCACAUGUGAGCCACGGGCCACCGGCGACUGUUUUCGUUCCUGUAAGGGGCAGUGAGGAGAAAGGUUUGGGCAGAAACGAGGCGCGCUCCCCGAGAGCUGACUGUCACAAGUGCACCGGCACUUUGAAAGCAUGGGCCCCCAGCCAGGACUCAGCUGGGUCCUCCUGAGCUUCCUGCUGCAGGCGGCGGCGCCCUGGAGCUCAGGCCGACCGUCCAGACCGAGACAGUGCGACGCGCCGAAGGCGCAAAGUGAACUAAACUCCUUCCUGUGGCAGUUAAAGCGUCCACCUCCUUACCCACCAUCGUACUUGUUCGGUACCAUCCACGUGCCCUACACCCGAGUCUGGGACUUCAUCCCCAACAGCUCCAAGCAGGCUUUCUACAACAGCAACCGUGUUUUCUUUGAGCUGGACCUGACGGACCCGAUGACCAUCUCCAAACUGACCAGCUGCCAGCUGCUUCCCCACGGCGAGAACCUGCAGACCCUGCUGCCUCGAGACCUGUAUCGCCGCCUCAAACGCCACCUGGACUACGUCAAGCACAUGAUGCCCUAUUGGAUGACUGCUGACCAGCGAGGCCGUGGCCUGUAUGCGGACUACCUGUUCAAUGCUAUAGCGGGGAACUGGGAGAGGAAGAGGCCCGUGUGGGUUAUGCUGAUGGUCAACUCUCUGACGGAGUGGGAUGUCCGGUCCAGAGGGACGCCGGUGCUGGACCUCUUCUUGGCUCAAGAGGCGGAACGGAUGGGAAAGAUUACUGUAGCGGUGGAGCAGGUGGAGGAACAGUGUCAUCCACUCAAUGGACUCAACUUCUCUCAGGCUCUGUUUGCUUUGAACCAGACGCUGCUGCAGCAUGAAGGGGUUCGAGCGGGCAGCCUGCAAGGCUCCUACACCACUGAAGACCUCAUCACACAUUACAACUGCGGGGACCUGAGCUCCAUCAUCUUCAACCACGACACCUCACAGCUGCCUCACUUCAUCAAUCGCUCCCUCCCAGCUCACGAUCGCGUGACAGCCCAGCAAAUCGACAGCUACUUUCGCCAGGAGCUCAUCUACAAGCGCAAUGAGCGAAUGGCCCGUCGUGUGUCUGCGCUGCUGCAGAGGAACCCCAACCAGACCUACUUUUUCGCUUUUGGCGCAGGUCACUUCCUGGGGAACCACAGUGUGCUGGACAUUCUCACUCAGGAGGGUCAUGAGAUCAUCCACAUGCCUGCUGAGCCUCAAGAAGCCGCCACAGAUAAACCAGAUGUGGAGCCACCUGCAGCUGGCUCCGCCACCAUCACAGGGACCCCCGCCAGUUCCCCCACCCUGGACCCGGAGCUGGGAGACCCAGGCGACGGGCCCGGCUUUGGAGAGGAGGAGCUCCCCCACAUCCUGCUCCCCGACAGCCUGAGCCAGCUGGAGGAGUUUGGGCGACACAAGCGGCCUCGCAAGAUUAACCGUAACCACGGGAGACCCCGCCUUUUCAGCGACCUCUGGGUUCGCAUUGGGGACAGCACGACGCCUCAUCCUAAUGUACGGAUAAUAAAUGGUUACGUAACAGUGGAGCCUUCUCUGACCCUUCAAAAGCAGCACAGACAGAUGACGAUCUUCGCCACAGAACGGCAAACUGCCUCCUCUACCUCCACCUCUCCUCACACAAACUCGGCACAGCCGGUUUGCGGCUCAUUCGCUCCGUUUUGCAUUUUCCUCUGGUUUUUCUCUCACAUGCUGCUCGACUCCUGACCAGCAGCCUGAUCUCACAAAAA
This is a messenger RNA of Oryzias latipes (Japanese medaka), 1910 nucleotides long. RefSeq names its product TraB domain containing 2B (gene trabd2b). Gene Ontology annotation, biological process: negative regulation of Wnt signaling pathway. Gene Ontology annotation, cellular component: plasma membrane; organelle membrane. The record is from RefSeq and is a predicted model, not a curated record. Gene Ontology annotation, molecular function: metalloendopeptidase activity; Wnt-protein binding. Lineage: Eukaryota; Metazoa; Chordata; Actinopteri; Beloniformes; Adrianichthyidae.